UCCUGCCAUGGGUCGCAAGAAUGUAUACCAUCCAAUAAUGUGUGCGACGGAUACGGCGAUUGUACGGACUGGUCGGAUGAACGCAAUUGCGAAUGUAAUGAGUAUCAAUACCAGUGUAAAAUGGGGAUGUGUAUUAAAAACUACCAAAGAUGCGAUACCAAAUACGACUGUCCGGACCUCAGCGAUGAGGAAAACUGCACAACUGAUUGUCCGCAAGGCCAGUACAAAUGUAAGAGCGGAAUUUGCAUCAUGCCGGAAUGGGUCUGCGACGGUUUGCAGGAUUGCGGAACCACGUUUGAUGACGAAGAAAAUUGCCCUGAAUGUAUGCCGGGUGAGUUCCGGUGUCUAAGCGGGGAGUGUAUUCAAGCCAGUCAAAGAUGUGACGGAGUGCCACAGUGUUCCGACCACACGGAUGAAAAAUCGUGC
Molecule: messenger RNA, 426 nt
Organism: Lottia gigantea (owl limpet)
Lineage: Eukaryota; Metazoa; Mollusca; Gastropoda; Lottiidae
Exons: 4
Molecular function (GO): protein binding
Source: RefSeq, a predicted model, not a curated record